Molecule: messenger RNA, 924 nt
Organism: Dichotomopilus funicola
Lineage: Eukaryota; Fungi; Ascomycota; Sordariomycetes; Sordariales; Chaetomiaceae
Product: putative signal recognition particle protein
Exons: 1
Coding region: 1-924 (307 amino acids)
Biological process (GO): SRP-dependent cotranslational protein targeting to membrane, signal sequence recognition; SRP-dependent cotranslational protein targeting to membrane
Cellular component (GO): signal recognition particle, endoplasmic reticulum targeting
Molecular function (GO): 7S RNA binding
Source: RefSeq, a predicted model, not a curated record
AUGUCACACCCCCAGAUAGAAGAAGUGUCCGACAGCGACCUAGACAUGUCAGACCCAUCCGAAGGCGACAUCGACGACUUUGUCGAAUCCGACAUCAUCCGCCGCGUAGGCGACGACGCCCCCAGCAAAUCCCCCCAACCACCAACUUCAUCACGGCCCCAACAAUCACAACCCACCCCCCCGCGCUUCCCCAACCCUUCCCACCCCCCGAUGCAAGCCACAACCGACGACCAACCCUACAAAUCCUACCAAUGCCUAUAUCCCGUCUACUUCGACAGCACGCGCACCCGCGCCGAAGGCCGGCGCAUCCCCCGGUCCGCCGCCGUCCCCAACCCCCUCGCAAUCGACAUCGUCCAAGCCUGCGCCGGGUUGCGGCUCCAAACCGUCCUCGAAGCGGGUAAAAUCCACCCCAAGGACUGGGCCAACCCCGGCCGGGUCAAAGUCGAUCUACGCCAGCAGCCGAGCACACCCGCACCUGGCAGCGUCCACAUCAACAACAAACACCACCUGUAUCUGCUGGUGGCGCAGCACCUGCGCAACAACCCGACGACGGACACGUCGCGGUCCCUGCGGAUGGAGGUGCGGGGUGCGCCGAUGCCGCCGCAGGCGCUGGAACCGGGCCAGCCGUGGCCGCGGCCGGCGAUUCCGAGGGGGUGGAAGAUGGGGGAGUUGUUGCCGUAUUAUAGUCCUGCGAUGACGGGGGGAGGGGUGAGUGAGAAUUUUUUGAAGGAUAUGAUGAAGGAGAUGCAAGGGGCUGGUGGGGCAGGUGGUGCUGGUGGUGCUGGGGGGAUGCCGGAUAUGGCGAGUUUGUUGGCUGCUGCUGGUGGAGGUGGCGGUGGUUUGGGUGGAUUUGGAGGGCCGGGUGGAAGUGGGAGUGGGAGUGGUGGCGGUGGAAGGAAGGAGAAGAAAGGGAAAGGCAAAUAA